Messenger RNA from Asparagus officinalis (garden asparagus), 666 nucleotides. Its product is annotated as probable NADH dehydrogenase [ubiquinone] 1 alpha subcomplex subunit 12. Lineage: Eukaryota; Viridiplantae; Streptophyta; Magnoliopsida; Asparagales; Asparagaceae. Gene Ontology annotation, cellular component: membrane. The record is from RefSeq and is a predicted model, not a curated record. The transcript has 5 exons. The coding region runs from base 1 to 474 and encodes 157 amino acids. Gene Ontology annotation, biological process: response to oxidative stress; mitochondrial respiratory chain complex I assembly.
AUGUCCUCAAUUGUGAAGAAUGCUUUCAAGGGAGUCAAAGGGAAGGGCAUAGUUAAUUUCAUCAAGUACCUUAAGGAUGAGGGCUACACGAAAUGCCUUUUGGAUGGAAAUUUAUUGCAAGAGAAAAUACAUAAGAUUGGAGCAACGCUUGUAGGAGUUGACAAAUUUGGAAACAAGUACUAUGAAAAGCUGGAAGAUACUCAAUUUGGCAGACACAGGUGGGUGGAGUAUGCGAAAAAGGGCAGAUAUGAUGCAUCUCAAGUGCCGCCAGAGUGGCAUGGUUGGCUUCACUACAUGACUGAUCAUACAGGAGAUGAAGUUUUGUUGCUGAAACCGAGCAGGUAUGGACUUGAGCACAGGGAGAACCUCACAGGAGAAGGUUACGAGUAUGCCAACCAUUCAAAAGGGCGCCUUCCUUAUCCCGGACAAAGGGAUUGGAGCUGCUAUGAGCCCUGGCAACCGACAAAAACAUGAAAGAAAGAAAGAAAAAAAAAGAAGUGUUUAAGAUGGAUGCAUAUUGGGGGAACAUCUGGGGUUUUGUUUUGCUUUCCUUGCUCUAAUGUUGUGUAUCUGUAGGCCUUGCUCUUUGAUGCGCAUGAGAUGCACAAGGCUUUGAUUUGAUCCCUGUAGCUGGAGUUUGUAUGUGUCACGUUUGGUAUAUGCUUU